ACGUCGCCUUCUUCCUCCUCCCAAACUCCAAAAUCUUCGCUAGCUUCGCUUCGCUUCGCUUCCAACAAAAUCGAUACUUCCCAGCAACUGCAAGCUACCUCCAUCCAUCAUGUCCGAUCUGCAGCUCGAAGCUGAGGUCCUGGUGGAGCCAGUGCGGAUCAACGGCGCGGCGGCGGAGGCCACGCUCACGGGCGGCGAGCUGGCCUGGAGCCCCGCCGGCGGAGAGGGGCGGCGGCUGGAGCUGGAGUCGGAGGUGCUCGGGUGCCGGGUGGAGGGAAAAAAGCUCAAAGUCUCGACCUUUUCUGCGAGGGGGGACGGCGAGGAGGCGGCAGUGCGGUCGUCGUCCUCGGCGCUGGGCUGCAGCGGCGGGGGCAAAAGGGGAGGGGACGGGAGGAGGAGGAGGGGGGAGGUGGUGGUGGAGAUGGAGAGCGAGGCCGCCGCGGCGCGGUGGGGGGACGCCGUGAGGGAUCGCCUCGCCUCGCUCGGCCGGCCAAAGAGAUUGUUCAUUAUAGUGAACCCUUAUGGUGGGAAGAGAAGUGGACGGAGUAUUUUCCAGAAUGAAGUCCUGCCUCUCAUUGAAGCUGCUGGCAUUCUUUAUACGAUGCAAGAAACCAAGCAUCGCCUUCAUGCUCAAGAGAUUUCCCAUUCACUGGAUCUCAGGAAAUAUGAUGGUAUCAUAUGUGUCAGUGGAGAUGGUAUCCUGGUAGAGGUAGUCAAUGGUCUCCUGCAAAGGGAAGACUGGGAAACAGCAAUAAAAGUGCCACUUGGAAUCAUCCCAGCAGGUACUGGAAAUGGAAUGGCAAAAUCUCUAUUGCACGCUGCUGGCGAAUCAUUCUCUAUAUCUAAUGCCGUGUUUGCAAUAAUCAGAGGUCACAAACGGGCCCUUGAUGUUACUUCUGUUGUCCAGGGAAAGACAAAGUUUUUCAGUGUCCUGAUGCUUACAUGGGGCCUGGUAGCUGAUCUUGAUAUUGAAUCAGAGAAGUAUAGGUGGAUGGGAAGCGCUCGCCUUGACUUUUAUUUCCUGCUCCGCGCGCUGAACCUGCGACGGUAUAAUGGGCGUGUCCUUUUCAUACCAGCCCCAGGAUAUGAACAAUUUGGUGAUCCUGUGGAGCAACCUACCAGUUGUAGAUCCAACGGGGUUAGCAAUGGUGUCGAAGAAGACAAAGCAAAUGACAGUAAUGGUGAAACGUGUGGUUAUGCGGGAGCAUCAAUCCACGAAGGUGAUCUCGAGUGGAGAUCACUGACCGGUCCAUUUGUUUCAGUUUGGCUCGGCAAUGUCCCUUUCGCUAGUGAAGACGCCAUGGCAGCACCACAAGCAAAGUUUGCAGAUGGCUACUUGGAUGCAGCUAUAAUCAGGGACUGCCCGCGGUGGGAUGUUCUUGGGCUGAUGUUCCAGAUGAAGGACGGCGCCUACGUCAAGUCCCCAUACGUGGAGUACUUCAAGGUGAAGGCUAUCCGGAUCGAGCCGGGCCUGCGCGUCGGCAGCAGUACCAAAGGCGGCAUCAUCGACUCCGACGGGGAGGUGAUCGCCAGAGGUGACGGCUCCCACGCCGGCGACGAGCUGGAGCAUCCGAUGGCUUACGGCCCCCCUAUCCAGCUGACCGUCGACCAGGGACUGGCCUCCGUCUUCUCCCCGAGAUGACGACGAUUCUUUCCGUUCUUUCGCCCUGUAGUUUUUAUCCCCUUGACUUCGAACUGUUCUUGCCUCCUCACGUCUGAAGUCACCUGUUAUCUGUAAAUACUCACACCACAAUGCAAGGGCCAGUCUGCCAGGGGCCAGAUCCAGGAUGCAGACCUCUCUUAGCUGGGUACAAUUGAAGUAUUUUAGCACU
Molecule: messenger RNA, 1832 nt
Organism: Phragmites australis (common reed)
Lineage: Eukaryota; Viridiplantae; Streptophyta; Magnoliopsida; Poales; Poaceae
Product: sphingosine kinase 1-like
Exons: 10
Coding region: 110-1642 (510 amino acids)
Biological process (GO): sphingosine biosynthetic process
Cellular component (GO): cytoplasm; intracellular membrane-bounded organelle; membrane
Molecular function (GO): kinase activity
Source: RefSeq, a predicted model, not a curated record